Molecule: messenger RNA, 1790 nt
Organism: Danio rerio (zebrafish)
Lineage: Eukaryota; Metazoa; Chordata; Actinopteri; Cypriniformes; Danionidae
Gene: znhit2
Product: zinc finger, HIT-type containing 2
Molecular function (GO): zinc ion binding
Source: RefSeq, marked validated
AACUUGCGACGAGUAACGUCAUUCUAUCGUGUACGGCGGUCUAAAAGCAUAUUUAUAAACACGCGUUGUUGAAAAUAUCCUUACAUUUUUUUCAUUCUCCGAAUGUGUCUGGGAACGGUACCUAUGCACUCAUCAAGAUCAUUACCGCUACACAAACACAUCAGUGAAUGAGCUUCUCAUGGAUCCUGUUGUCAGACGUAAAAUCCCUGCGUGUGUUCGUUCGUUACUCACCGACAUCACACCAAAGCAGGAGGAAAACCUGAGCGACUGGCCAGAAACACACUCUGAAUCAAUUACCAGCAAAGAUGGGAUCGCACUCCCCAAGAGAGGCACUUCUGAAACUCUCCUCACCCCUGCCAACAGUACAGAAGGGGCAACCACAGACGGAAAUCCCUCAUCAAUCAAACCAUGUGGACUUUGCUUAAUAAAACCGUCUUCUUACACCUGCCCAAGGUGCAACAUCCCGUAUUGCGGUUUAGCUUGUUACAAGAGUCAGAGUCACUCCAAAUGCUCGGAGGAGUUUUACAAGGAGUCUGUGCUCCAGGAGCUCAAAUCCAGAGGAGCCACAGAUGAAGAGGGGAAGAGCAAGAUGCAGGAGAUCCUCCUCCGGCUCAGACAGAGCGCAGACACUGAGGGCGGGAUGCAGAACUUCUUAGGACACUUAGAUGGAACCAAUGUGACUGAAGGAGACGCACAGGCUUUGGAUCUGCUUUGCAAGUUGGCAGAGCUUCAGUCUGGUGGAGAUGAAAACAGUCACGAGGCACAAGAAAUCCUGGCAAAACUUGAGGAAGCCGAUGAUGAUGAUGAUGAUGAUGAUGAAGAUUUAGCUGAGAAGUUAGCUGGAUUGGAUGUUGAUUCUCUUUCUGAAGAGCAGCUCUGGUCAUUGUUGUCCACCCAGGAGAAGGAGAAAUUUGAGAAUCUGCUAAAAGUUGGUGGCAUCGCUGGGAUGGUUGUCCUGUGGAGACCCUGGUGGGAGCAACAUGAGAAAGAAACUAAAACCCUGAUUGAAGAACUUCGCUUUGAAAAUCAAGUAGAAGUGCGCACUGCGAAAAAAGGAAAACCCCAAAAAGUUGCUAGCGAUGCUAAACAAUCAGCAGUUCCUCCAAUAAGUGCUAAAAUCCCCCCUCUUCACAGGCUAACAUCAAAUCCGUCUCCUCUAGUGCAGUUCAAUCUGAUCAACGCUCUUUACGGAUACACUUUCUCUCUGUGUCUCUUCAAUGGAGAUAUUUCCGACACAUUGCUGGAGUUUAGUCAGGCGCUGGUUUCCAUUUCAGAGUUCUUGGGUGCUGGACGGGUCUUUAACUCUGUCCCGGAGGCUCUUGAUGCUGGGAUUAGAUCUGUAUCUGCUGGUGGAUAUUUCGACAGAGAAGACUCUUCAGCUCCUAUUCGAGCUGUGGAAGCGGUGGCUCAUGUGUUGACGGGACGGAGCAGAGAGGACGCUGAGGGAUACACACUGUCUGCUUUGUCGCAGGUGCGCUCGGCAUUGAGCAAGGCAAAGAUGGCUGCUGCUACAGAUGAUGACGAGAGGAUGAGACAGGGUUUUUUUCAAGCUGGAAAGAAGUGCGAGUUCUUUCAGUCUUGGGUGAAGGAGAAUCCUGAGGUUUUGAGGAGAUUGGCUGGAAGUGUGUGGACGGACUUUGAGAGAAGGGAGGUGGAGAGAGAGACAUUAGAAGAGGACAGGAAACUGCUGGACGAAGCACGGGGGAAAAGUAGAGGUAAAGGUGCACUGAUAGAAGAGGUUGAGUGAGAUUGUGAUGUGUGAUUGUUUAAAGUAAAGAAAUUGUUCAUGA